AUGGCUUCUUCGGAAGCUGAUUCCCGCUUGAACAUAGUUCUAGUCCCAGCCCUCGAUAAGAUCAUCAAGAAUGCGUCCUGGCGCAAGCACUCCAAGCUCGCCACUGAGUUUGCCGAGCCUGCCCUUGAUGCUGUCCAGAAAUUAAUUGCCCACGGCUACCUUCGUGGCGAAGCUGACCCCAAUGGUGGCCCCGAUGCAAAAUUAUUGUCCAGAUUGAUUGAAUCCGUCUGCAAAUGUCACGAUCUGGGUGAUGAAUCUGUUGAGUUGUUAGUGAUCAAGACGCUCUUGUCAGCGGUGACAUCAGUCUCAUUACGAAUCCAUGGGGAUUGUCUGUUGCAGGUGGUUAGGACGUGUUAUGAUAUUUACUUGAAUAGUAAAAAUGUGGUAAAUCAGACUACUGCCAAGGCUUCAUUGAUUCAGAUGCUGGUGAUUGUAUUUCGGAGAAUGGAGGCGGACUGCUCAACUGUGCCAUUGCAGCCAAUUGUUGUGGCAGAGCUGAUGGAGCCAGUAGAGAAGGCAGAGGUUGAUGGCUCCAUGACUAUGUUUGUGCAGGGUUUUAUUAAUAAGGUAGUGCAGGACAUUGAUGGGGUUUUUAAUCCAACGACACCAAUUGUGGGGUCUGGAAUUGGGUCUCAUGACGGGGCUUUUGACACCAAGACAUCAACUGUGGAAGGCACAAACCCUGCAGAUUUGUUGGAUUCUACGGAUAAGGAUAUGUUGGAUGCAAAGUACUGGGAAAUUAGUAUGUACAAAACGGCUUUGGAGGGAAGGAAAGGGGAGCUGGUUGAUGGUGAGGGGGAGAGGGAGAGGGAGAGGGACGAUGAUUUGGAGGUUCAGAUUGGUAAUAAGUUAAGACGGGAUGCUUUUUUGGUUUUCCGAGCAUUGUGUAAGCUUUCAAUGAAGACUCCGCCAAAAGAUGCAGUGGCAGACCCUCAGGCAAUGAAGGGGAAAAUUGUGGCAUUGGAGUUACUCAAGAUUUUGUUGGAGAAUGCGGGGGCGAUAUUUAGGACAAGUGAAAGAUUUUUAGGUGCCAUUAAGCAGUACUUGUGUCUGUCACUAUUGAAGAACAGUGCUUCAACCCUCACGAUUGUUUUCCAGCUUUCCUGCUCGAUAUUUAUUAGUCUAGUGUCAAGAUUUAGAGCUGGACUAAAGGCAGAGAUUGGAGUGUUUUUCCCCAUGAUUGUCCUCAGAGUAUUGGAAAAUGUUGCUCAACCAAAUUAUCAGCAAAAGAUGAUAGUGCUUCGGUUUCUUGAGAAGCUGUGCUUUGAUUCGCAGAUCUUGGUAGACAUUUUCCUUAACUAUGAUUGUGACGUGAAUUCUUCUAACAUAUUUGAGAGGAUGGUUAAUGGACUUCUUAAAACUGCUCAAGGUGUCCCACCUGGUGUUGCAACUUCUCUACAGCCGCCUCAAGAUGCUACCAUGAAGGUAGAAGCUAUGAAAUGCUUGGUUGCUACGUUGAAGUCCAUGGGCGACUGGAUGAACAAACAAUUGCGAAUUCCAGAUCCUCAUUCUGCAAAGAAAUACGAGGAUGCAGACAAUAAUACUGAACCUGGAAGUAUACCUUUCAUGAAUGGCAAUGGAGAUGACCCAACAGAAGCAUCGGACACUCAGUCUGAAGCCUCCAGUGAAGUUUCUGAUGUCUCAACAAUUGAACAACGUCGUGCUUACAAGCUUGAACUUCAGGAAGGCAUCUCUCUCUUUAACCGUAAACCUAAGAAAGGUAUUGAGUUCCUGAUUAAUGCAAAUAAAGUGGGGAACUCGCCAGAAGAGAUAGCAGCUUUCCUUAAAAACACAUCUGAUCUGAAUAAAACUCUGAUUGGUGAUUACUUGGGUGAAAGGGAAGAUUUAUCACUGCGAGUGAUGCAUGUAUAUGUGGAUUCCUUUGAGUUCCAUGAUAUGGAGUUCGAUGAGGCUAUAAAAGCCCUUCUUCAGGGAUUUAGGCUGCCUGGUGAGGCUCAGAAGAUUGACCGCAUCAUGGAAAAGUUUGCCGAGCGGUACUGCAAAUGCAAUCCAAAGGUCUUUACAAGUGCCGACACAGCUUAUGUGCUCGCCUAUGCAGUUAUAUUGCUGAAUACAGAUGCUCAUAACCCUAUGGUCAAGAACAAGAUGUCAGCUGAAGAAUUUAUUAAGAACAAUCGUGGAAUUGACGAUGGAAAAGAUCUGCCAGAGGAGUAUUUGAGAUCAUUGUUUGAACGAAUAUCUCGAAAUGAGAUUAAAAUGAAAGAAGAUGAUUUCACAAUCCAACAGAAGCAAUCUAUGAACUCAAACAGAAUUUUAGGCUUAGAUAGCAUACUGAAUAUUGUGAUCCGUAAGCGAGGGGAAGAAAAUAUGGAGUCAAGUGAAGAUCUCAUGAGAAAUAUGCAAGAACAGUUUAAAGAAAAAGCCCGCAAAACUGAGUCAGUUUAUUAUGCUGCAACAGAUGUGGUAAUUCUUAGAUUCAUGAUUGAGGUAUGUUGGGCUCCUAUGUUGGCUGCUUUCAGUGUUCCUCUUGACCAAAGUGAUGAUGAGAUUGUAAUAGCGCUAUGUUUGGAAGGCUUUCGUUGUGCAAUCCAUGUUACUGCAGCAGUGUCCAUGAAAACUCACAGGGAUGCUUUUUUGACUUCGCUAGCAAAAUUUACUUCUCUCCAUUCACCUGCUGAUAUUAAACAAAAAAACAUUGAUGCAAUCAAGGCAAUAGUUACAAUAGCAGAUGAGGAUGGGAAUUACUUACAGGAGGCUUGGGAGCAUAUUUUAACAUGUGUUUCUCGGUUUGAGCAUUUGCAUCUCUUGGGCGAGGGUGCUCCUCCUGAUGCCACUUUCUUUGCAAUUACUCAGAAUGAAUUUGAGAAAUCUAAACAAGGCAAAUCAAAUAUACUUCCUGUCCUGAAAAGGAAGGGACCUGGUAACAUUCAGAAUGUAGUGUCAGCGACAAGGAGGGGUUCAUAUGAUAGCGCCGGUAUUGGUGGUAAUGCAGCAGCAGGAAUUACAUCUGAGCAGAUGAACAACUUGGUCUCUAACUUAAACAUGUUGGAACAAGUUGAUGAGAUAAACCGCAUAUUUAUACGGAGUCAAAAGCUGAACAGUGAGGCUAUAGUUGAUUUUGUCAAGGCUCUGUGCAAGGUCUCUAUUGAAGAAUUGCGAUCUACAUCAAAUCCAAGGAUUUUCAGUCUUACAAAGAUAGUUGAGAUUGCGCACUAUAACAUGAACCGUAUUAGGCUUGUCUGGUCAAAAAUUUGGAUAGUGCUGUCCAAUUUUUUUGUGACCAUCGGCUGUUCAGAGAACCUUUCGAUUGCGAUAUUUGCAAUGGACUCUUUACGCCAGUUAUCUAUGAAAUUCUUGGAACGGGAAGAGUUGGCCAAUUAUAAUUUUCAAAAUGAAUUUAUGAAGCCUUUCGUAAUUGUCAUGCGCAAGAGCAGUGCUGUUGAAAUCAGAGAGUUGAUUAUCAGAUGCGUUUCUCAGAUGGUGUCAUCUCGUGUUGACAAUGUCAAAUCAGGAUGGAAGAGCAUGUUUAUGGUUUUUACCACAGCUGCUUAUGAUGACCAUAAAAACAUUGUGAUGCUGGCUUUUGAAAUAAUUGAGAAGAUCGUGCGAGAUUAUUUUCCAUAUAUAACUGAAACUGAGACCACCACUUUCACAGACUUUGUAAAUUGUCUGAUUGCAUUCACUAAUAGUAGAUUCAGCAAAGACAUUAGUCUUAAUGCCAUUGGUUUCCUAAGUUUCUGUGCGGCGAAACUUUCUGAAGGAGAUCUAGGAAAAGAAACUUUUGGAAAGGUCCCUCCAUCUUCACCUCAUGAAAGCAAAGAUAAAAAAAUUGACAACGGGGAGUCCAUAUAUAAGGUGGAUCAUCUGUAUUUUUGGUUCCCUUUGUUGGCUGGUUUAUCUGAACUUAGCUUCGACCCAAGGCCUGAAAUCAGGAAGAGUGCCCUACAAGUGCUCUUUGAUACCUUGCGCAACUAUGGCCAGCACUUUUCUCUGCCAUUAUGGGAAAAGGUGUUUGAAUCUAUCCUAUUCCGAAUCUUUGAUGACGCUCGACGUGCUAUUGACCCAUCCAGUGGGCAUGAGAUUAAUGGUGACGAGGAACUUGAUCAAGAUGCAUGGCUAUACGAGACGUGCACACUGGCUCUACAAUUGGUUGUAGAUCUAUUUGUUAAUUUCUACGACACAGUCAAUCCACUUCUGAAGAAAGUGCUGAUGUUAUUGGUGAGUUUUAUCAAACGUCCUCACCAAAGCCUUGCCGGUAUAGGUAUUGCCGCAUUUGUUCGUUUAAUGAGCAAUGCUGGGGAACUGUUUUCUGAAGACAAGUGGUUUGAAGUGGUUUCAUCUCUCAAAGAAGCUGCCAAGGAAACGCUCCCCGACUUCUCUUUUAUUCUUAAUGAAGAAGAUUUGAAUAAGAAGAACCACGAUGAGUCUACUGGGACAAGUAUUCCUGAUGAUGAUUUGGAUAACUUGAGGAGACAUCAUUUGCUUGCUGCUAUAUCUGAAAUCAAAUGUCGAGCUGCUGUUGAGCUUUUACUAAUUCAGGCGGUCAUGGAGAUCUACGACAUGUAUAGAGCCCAACUAUUGGUCGAAAACACUGUUAUCCUCUUUGAUGCAGUGCAUUCCGUGGCACUUCAUGCUCACAAGAUAAACAGCGAUGCAGCAUUACGUUCAAAGCUGCAAGAACUUGGGUCAAUUACUCAAAUGCAGGAUCCUCCACUACUUCGACUUGAGAACGAGUCUUAUCAAAUUUGCCUCGCAUUUUUGCAAAAUCUUGUAGUCAAUAGGCCUCUUGCUGACAAGGAGUCAGAAGUGGAGUCUUACCUUGUCAACCUCUGCCUGGAGGUCUUACAGUCCUACAUCGAAACUGCAUACUCGAAACAGAUGUCUGAUUCGUUUCUUGACAAGCAACUCCACUGGAUGAUACCUCUAGGUUCUGGAAGACGAAGAGAAUUGGCUGCACGAGCACCUCUUAUUGUUGCAACUCUCCAAGCAAUGUGUAGCUUAGAAGAUUCAUCGUUUAUGAAGAACCUGCCUUUCUUCUUUCCCUUGCUUUCAAGGUCCAGUCUUACUACGGUCAUGUUGAGCUCAGCGUCUCAGGAUCAGAGUGUACGGGAAGUUGGUAAAGAUUUUCUAGUGCCCUCUGCUACAGAAAUCUACAGUAGUUAA
Messenger RNA from Fraxinus pennsylvanica, 5124 nucleotides. Lineage: Eukaryota; Viridiplantae; Streptophyta; Magnoliopsida; Lamiales; Oleaceae. The record is from the annotation of a GenBank genome assembly.